Molecule: messenger RNA, 2255 nt
Organism: Gossypium arboreum
Lineage: Eukaryota; Viridiplantae; Streptophyta; Magnoliopsida; Malvales; Malvaceae
Product: inositol phosphorylceramide glucuronosyltransferase 1-like
Exons: 8
Coding region: 826-2094 (422 amino acids)
Molecular function (GO): glycosyltransferase activity
Source: RefSeq, a predicted model, not a curated record
CGUUCUUAAAAUAUUUCCAACGUUCGACAACUAAAAUGAGAGAGAAAAAAAUACAGAAAGGAAGAAGCUCCUGCUUCACCAAACCGCCACUGCAUUCAUAAACUUUUAGUGCUUCCUUCGAUCCAACACAAGUGAAAAGAAACCGAAUUUUUUGUUGUUUCUCGAGAAUCUGGAUCAUUUUCUCGAGCAAAUAAAUACUAUGAAAUUCCCAAAACUCUGGAUCCUGUUUCUAGUUCUUCUGGUUACGAUCCAAUCCAAGUUGGCAUUGGGGGCUAAAGUUCAAUAUUCAUCGAAACAAGCUUACGUGACGCUGCUUUAUGGAGAUGAGUUCCUUUUGGGAGUUAGGGUUUUGGGAAAAUCGAUAAGGGAUACUGGAUCAACUAAAGACAUGGUUGUUUUGGUCUCCGACGGCGUCUCCGAUUAUGCCAAGAAGCUUCUCGAGAUUAAAUUUGGCGAUCCCUUUACUUUUAUAUUUAUAUCCAUAUUUUCAUAGAAAAUUACGAUCCUCACAGUCGGUUACUUUAUAAUUUUUGAAAAAACCACAAAAAUGAUUUGCAUUGAUGCUCUGUAAUUAUUAGCUUUACAGUUAUUGCUCUGUUAGUUCACUGACAAAAUUUAUAAAAAGUUUUUGCAUUGCUCUUUUGGCAUAAUAAACAGAAGUUUGAAUUUUUAACAUUUGUUUUAACUUCAUUUUUCAUUUUGCAAUGGUGGUUAAUUGAGCAGGCUGAUGGUUGGAUUGUGGAGAAUAUUAGUUUAUUGGUGAAUCCAAAUCAUGUUCGGCCGAAGAGGUUUUGGGGUGUUUAUACCAAAUUGAAAAUUAUUAAUAUGACUAACUACAAAAAAGUUGUAUAUCUUGAUGCAGAUACUAUAGUAGUCAAAAGCAUUGAAGAUCUUUUUAAAUGUGAGAAAUUCUGUGCAAAUUUGAAGCAUUCUGAGAGGCUAAAUUCAGGAGUCAUGGUAGUUGAACCAUCUGAGGCUGUCUUCAAUGACAUGAUGAGCAAAGUGAAUACUUUGCCAUCUUAUACUGGAGGAGAUCAGGGAUUUCUGAAUUCUUAUUACUCUGAUUUCCCAAAUGCCCAUGUUUUUGACCCUAAUAUACCUCAGGAGGUGUUGAAAGUCCGACCUGUUCCUGAGAUGGAGCGACUCUCUACUCUAUAUAAUGCAGAUGUUGGGCUUUACAUGCUUGCCAACAAGUGGAUGGUAGAUGAGAGUGAACUUCGUGUUAUUCACUAUAAGCUUGGGCCACUUAAACCAUGGGAUUGGUGGACAUUUUGGCUAUUAAAACCAGUUGAUGUCUGGCAGAAUGUUGGGGAACGACUUGAAGAAACCCUCCCUGGUACUGGAGGAGGCAAAAAUCCAAAUGAUGAGCUUUUGGUCAAAUUCCUUUUCCUGUUACCUUUCUGUGUUCUAGUUUGUUACUAUCGUUCUUUUCUUCAUACAGGGGGCUUUCUUUUCAGAACUUCAUUAUGCAAUCACAUCAGACACCUUUACUUCAUAAUUAGAUCAAGUGGGACAGUUGCUUACAGUGGUGUAUCUUCAUCAUCUAACAUUAAUGUUAAUAAUCCAACCAAGGUGCCUGUCUACCUGGGUGGCAUUUCUGUUUUUGUAUGUUUUAUGGCUGUUGUGGUGUCCCUUGGAAUUUCUAUCACAAUUGUGCCUCAACAAGUGAUGCCAUGGACUGGUUUGUUCUUGAUGUAUGAGUGGACGUUUACGAUCUUCUUUCUUUUGUUUGGAGCUUUUCUUCAUUUGAUUUAUCAGCAGGGAAGGAGAAUAGUGACGCAACUGACCCCAGUUUCUGCUGAUACAGAUUUGUUUAAUUCUGAUUCUAAAAAAGAUCAUCGACAGGCAUCCUCUUGUGAUAUUGUUUCUUGGUACUACGGGUUAGGGAUGGCCUUUCUGGCUAUUGUGGCCCCAUCCUUGCCAUGUAUUUUCGGGAUCACCACUCUGUUCUUGAGGUUGGGUCUAAUGGUAGUCGGAGGGAUUAUAUUAGCAUCUUUUAUGACAUAUGCUUCCGAGCAUCUCGCAAGUAGGUCAUUCUUGAAAGGUUGUGAAGACCGGGACACCACGCAAUCGAGGGAAUGUUUCUUAUGUUGAUAGAAGGCUUCAAAAUUGUUCAUGGUGAUUACCACCACUGCAUUUUUCCUUUUAAUCUUGCAUUUUAUUUAACAUACAAUCACAACAAUUAAUUUGUAGAAUAUUGCAGAAAAUUGUCAAAUUAUAAAAACAAAUUUUCUAUAUUAGGUGUUUGUUUCUUA